This is a messenger RNA of Theileria equi strain WA, 766 nucleotides long. RefSeq lists its product as hypothetical. Lineage: Eukaryota; Apicomplexa; Aconoidasida; Piroplasmida; Theileriidae. The transcript has 2 exons. The coding region runs from base 242 to 766 and encodes 174 amino acids. The record is from RefSeq and is a predicted model, not a curated record.
UAAAAUACACCAUCUUAGGCUCUUUAACUACGAUGAAUAGGCAUUGGAGGUCCAUUCCGAUAGAGAUAAAGGCAAUGGCCAUUUUCACGGUUAUUCCAAAAAGUUAAACGGCACAGGCAUCGAUAAAUGGUUAAUUCCAAAAGGAACAUUGUAUUCUGACUCCAAAGAAGGACUCAGGACACGUAAACGACCAGAGGGUCGAGAAGUAACCAUUAAAAUCCAAAAUUCGGCAACGUAAACAAUGAUUUCCGAGGAAAGGUCUUCUGUAGGCUCGUUGUUAAGCCGAGGGAACCUCCAGAGGAAGUCAUCACACCUGAAUAAAACAAUAGGGGACGACAACGUCGGAAUGCAAACUGCAGCGAGUGAAAUCUCAACUUCACGAGCUGAAACGAUAAAAGGUGUCACAAAUCCAACAUUAAUAUCAACAAGUGAUGUAGCUGACAACAGGUCUACGUUAUCCCUCGUUGAAGGGCAAUGCCUACCUGAAUCUAAUCAAAAAAUUUUUUCUAAAUGGGUACGAGCUUGCGAUCAUACAGAGAGUAAACAGGGAGACAUAUUGCCUCUUAAAAAGCAACAAAAACAUGAUGAUAAUGGAAGAAUAGGACCCAAACUAAUCGUUAAACAAACUGGUACAACCUACCGUGCAUCAUUCCAAACUGACGACAAAGAGUUCAACAAUGACAUACUUGGCACUAGAAGACUUUAUUAUAAUCUAGCUGACGUGAGGUGGCGACUUGUAAAACUACCCAGUGUAGACGGGGGAUAA